Molecule: messenger RNA, 904 nt
Organism: Rubroshorea leprosula
Lineage: Eukaryota; Viridiplantae; Streptophyta; Magnoliopsida; Malvales; Dipterocarpaceae
Source: the annotation of a GenBank genome assembly
UGCUUGAUUUUUGAGUAAAGAAGGGAUAAUUUAUUUGGCUUUCUUCUUCUUCUUCUUCUUUUAAGGGACUCUUCAGCAGGGAGGCAGGUUCUUUAGACCCACACCAGCUUUGUCAAAUUCCGGACAAAAAAAGCGCAAAUUUUGAUUUGUACGCAUCGGCAGAUCGAGUUUGACGUUUGAACUCAGGACAAAUAUCCUUGACCAUGACUAUUCUUCUUCUUCUUCUUCUUCUUUUAAGGGACUCUUCAGCAGGGAGGCAGGUUCUUUAGACCCACACCAGCUUUGUCAAAUUCCGGACCAAAAAAGCGCAAAUUUUGAUUUAUACGCAUCGGCAGAUCGAGUUUGACGUUUGAACUCAGGACAAAUAUCCUUGACCCUGACUAUUCACCGGAAGUCUUUUACCGUGCUCAAGCAUCCAAAUUGGAGAGUGCAACAAACAGACUAAGAUUUGACAACAAAUUGACUAAAUUUUUCUUUUUUUCUUUUUUGUUUUUUGGUAAUGACUAAACCCCACUUUUCAAACAUGGUAAACAUAGCAUUUUUUUUUUUAACAAAUUCGUAAAGUUUUCAAUGAUUGCAAAGGGGGUGAAAAAGGAGAUGGAGAUGAUUGUAGAGGGGGCAAUAGCAGGGGCUGGGUUUUUGAGUGAAAAAUUGAAGAAAUUGGAAGAGGUGAUGUUGGAUUUUGUUUGGAUAAAUUUAGGAAAAUCGGUGGUCCUUAUUCCUAUCAUUUCUGGAAUUGUAGUCCCUUUGCUUCCUUGCUUACAAUCCUCAUAAUUUGUUUGGCACUUUGUUCAUAUUGGAGAUGAUGAAGAUGAUUGCAAAAGGGGCUUAAAGGAGAUAGAGAUGAUUGCGGAAGGAGCGAAGAAGAGCUGGGAUUGGGGAUUAAGAAACGACGUUGUUUUGG